AUGCAGAGCAUGCAGAGACGAUUCGGCCGAAUGACUGCGGUCAAAUCCGCCGACAACAGCCAAGUGACCGUCCUCUUGAAGGAUUUCGAAGACGCCGACUCCCUCUUCACCAAGAUCAUUGAGUCUACCAAGGCCUGGCGCGAUGCGUGGGUGUCCAUUGCGACCUUUCAGAGUCGCAUGGCCGACGAGUUCGACGGUCUCUAUGCGCCCAUCGUCGGUUCCUCCGAGACCGAGGCCCUCCAUACCCCUGUGGAGACCGACCCCGCGCUCCUCUCGAGAACCAGCAACCUGCGACGCGAAUUUGAUGAGCUCCGCGGCGAGCUGGUGCAGGAGCUCAAUCUCGUCGAGCAGCGCAUGUCCCAGCCGGUGCAGCAGGCGAAGACCUACUUGGCUCCGAUGAAAAAGGCCAUCAAGAAGCGCAAUGAUAAAAAGUCGGAUUUCGAGCGCUUUCAAGGCAAAGUCGACGGCCUUAUCCACAAACCAAAACGCUCCGACCGCGAAAAUGCCAACCUCGCCAAGGCAGAGGCAGAUCUAUCUAUGGCAAAAGAAGUCUACCAAGCAGCAGAUCAAGACCUGCUCCAGCGUCUGCCCACUCUGAUCUCGCUCCUCUUCUCUCUGGCCCCAUACAUUCUCAGAGCGCAAGUUGAGAUCCAGAACAGCAUGUUAGCGCACUACUACACCGUGCUCUCCGCCUACUGUGACGACGAAAGGUUCCCCAAUCCACCCCCUCCGAUGGACCAAGUAGUCCAAGAGUGGGAAGUUGCCCAUGGGACCGCCCAAGCCGACGUCGAGAGCCUGGGCUGCCUCGCCCAUGGCAAAGCCCUCCGCCUAUCCCAGGCCCACGAGACCCAGAAUAAGCGCCCUUCCAUCGGUGGGCGCGCCAGCAGCACUAUCUCGUCUAUUUCGUCUAUCCGCAGUGGCAGCACCGGCAACAAAAACGCCGUGCCACCCCCAAUGCUUGCGCCCAAGCCCUGGGCAUCAGAAUUCCGCUCACCAUCGCCGUCCUCAUCGACGAUGACACCGCCCAUUUCUGUCGGUAGCUCAUCAAGCACCCCGCCGCUACCAUCAGGAGGUGACUCGUACAUGCCACCUCCCCCAGUGGCCGCAAUACCGAGUCCAUACAUCCAGCCUGCGGCCCCACCCAGCGGUGUCUCAUUCUCGCCCGCAGGUCCGAAGAUCGACCACUUCCAACUCCACCGCCAGGCCUCCGCGAACACGACAUCCAGCUUGUCCGGGCCCGAUGCCCUUGCCUUCGCCGCGGCAAAAAAGAAGAAGCCUCCGCCGCCGCCGCGGCCCGCUGCAAACUUUGUCACGGCCCUGUACGACUUUGACGGACAAGGCGCUGGGGACCUUGUUUUCCGGGAGGGCGAUCGCAUCCGCGUGGUGCAGAAGACGAAUAGCACGGAUGACUGGUGGGAAGGGGAGUUGCGGGGCAUGCAGGGCGCGUUCCCGGCGAACUAUGUGGAAUAA
Penicillium canariense is the source of this 1470-nucleotide messenger RNA. RefSeq names its product BAR and SH3 domain-containing protein. The record is from RefSeq and is a predicted model, not a curated record. Gene Ontology annotation, cellular component: Rvs161p-Rvs167p complex; actin cortical patch; mating projection tip. The coding region runs from base 1 to 1470 and encodes 489 amino acids. NCBI's taxonomy places the organism in Eukaryota, Fungi, Ascomycota, Eurotiomycetes, Eurotiales, Aspergillaceae. Gene Ontology annotation, molecular function: protein binding; lipid binding. Gene Ontology annotation, biological process: actin cortical patch localization; endocytosis; plasma membrane tubulation. The transcript has 4 exons.